Molecule: messenger RNA, 1433 nt
Organism: Seriola dumerili (greater amberjack)
Lineage: Eukaryota; Metazoa; Chordata; Actinopteri; Carangiformes; Carangidae
Gene: sh3bgrl
Product: SH3 domain binding glutamate rich protein like
Exons: 4
Coding region: 203-550 (115 amino acids)
Cellular component (GO): cytoplasm
Source: RefSeq, a predicted model, not a curated record
UCCAGUGCUGAGAACCGGAGCAUUUGCGCAGAUAGUCUGCGCUGCCUACAACAGACACACAGCAUUUCAGCCUGGGAAGUUUGUUGUUGUUGUUGUGUUUUUGUCUCACUGCCGAGCAAUCCGCCUGCACAGUGUCUGCAAGGAGCAAGGCAACCAACCAACCGCUGCUUUACCGGAGUCCAGUCAGCAUCAGGGAUUUAACAUGGUGAUCAAAGUGUACAUAGCAUCGUCCUCUGGAUCCACUUCGAUCAAGAAGCAGCAGCAGGAUGUGAUGGGCUUCCUGGCAGCCAAUAAGAUCGAGUUCGAGGAGUGUGACAUCGCAGCCAAUGAGGCCAACAGGAAAUGGAUGAGAGAGAAUAUUCCGGAGGAGUCCAGGCCGGCCACAGGGAACCCUCUGCCCCCACAGAUAUUUAAUGAAAGCAAAUAUUGCGGGAACUAUGAGGCCUUCUUCGAUGCCAGAGAGGACAAUGCUGUGUAUGCAUUUCUGGGUCUGACUGCUCCCCCAGGCUCUAAGGAGGCCGAGGCUCUAGCGAAGAAAGCACAGCAGUAGCAGCUUUGCACCAUUUCUACCUGAGACCUCAGGCUUAGACAUAGACCCAGACCCUGGACCCAGACUGACCUGGAAAAGAUCCAGGAAAAAAAAGAAGCAACAUUUCACUUAGCUUAUAAAUAUGUGGACGGUUUUGAUUUUUCAGUAUGUUUUUUUUUAUUACUCUGUGUUCAGCUGUGCCUUUUCAGCUGUAGUGAAAGGAGGUACUAAAGCAGAGAAUUUUGGGGUAUCUAAAAACAGCUCUGCCUCCUCCAUUAACCUCAGCCUGCUAAGCCUAUUGGCCUAAUGACAUGUCAAUCAACCAUACGCAUGAAUGUGUAGCUUCCUGUCGAUCAACACAUCAUGAGAUACAAAAAAAUGUGCACACCUUGAAAAAUUGUGUCACAGAUUCAUUGUUUGGCCAACAGAAUGUCAUCCAUGUUAACAUUAGAUCAUAAAACAUCAUUAUUAUUUAUGUAACCCGACAGGUUUAAUCAGUAUAUCACUUAUCUGUUGAAUUCUGGAAACAUCGAAUCAAAUGUUGUGCUCCUGCCAGUCAUGUUGUCGCCAAAACCUUGCAGCACUUUCUGUAGGAGUUGUCUAAUACAAUCCCAUUCUCUGUGUUUUGUUUUACUUUAUAUUGUCUUAAUGCUGUUUUAAUAGCAAACCUUUUUCUACAAAAUGAUAUAUGUUUGAAAAUGAUGAUACAUGCCAAAAUGUACAAGUAUGCAAACACAGAGGGAUGUGAAAUGGACUUUUUUUUUUUUUUUUGCUGUUUUUGUUGUUAAGGAGAGUUGGUAGCUGUUUCAUUUCGCUGGUGGUAUCCUGUUUCACAUUGUUUUGUAAAUCCCUGUCUUACAUAAGUUGAUACCUUCCCUAAAAUAAAAUAGAAAUAAAACUGCAA